Messenger RNA from Melospiza georgiana, 2017 nucleotides. RefSeq names its product ring finger protein, transmembrane 1 (gene RNFT1). Lineage: Eukaryota; Metazoa; Chordata; Aves; Passeriformes; Passerellidae. Bases 54 to 1238 code for a protein of 394 amino acids. Gene Ontology annotation, cellular component: endoplasmic reticulum. Gene Ontology annotation, molecular function: ubiquitin protein ligase activity. The transcript has 9 exons. Gene Ontology annotation, biological process: positive regulation of ERAD pathway. The record is from RefSeq and is a predicted model, not a curated record.
CCCUCGGCCCCGGCGAUGGCGGCGGGCGGCGGGCGGGAGGCGCUGGGCGCCCCAUGAGGAGACACAAAUCAGAAGGAACGCCAGGAGCAGCCAUGCACCCCGACUGUGCCCAUCUCCACAGCAUCCAGGGCGGCAGCGAUGACUCCUCCUGCUCCUGCCCCUGCUCGGCCAGGCUGGCUGCGGAGGGCUCCUCCUGCCCCGGGGAUGUGCGCAUCCAGCUGGGCUCCAGCGCGGCGGAACCCCGGGACACGCCGAGCUCCCGGGGCUCCCGGGCGGGCUCCCAGAGCCGCGGCCACGGGGAGGCAGCGGGGCCCGAGGAUGCGGAGCCCGAGGAGCAGGGCGGGAGCUCCCUGGCCGAGCUGCGCUGCCUCCUGCAGUGGCUGCACCGGAGCCUGCCCUACCUCCUCAUCCUCAGCGUCAAACUGCUCCUGCAGCACAGCACCGGCAUUUCUCUUGGAAUUGGGCUGCUAACAACUUAUGCAUAUGCAAACAAAAGCAUAGUAAAUCAGGUUUUUCUCAGAGAACGGUGCUCCAAGCUGCAGUGCACGUGGUUGCUGCUCUACCUGAGUGGAUCAUCUCUCCUCUUGUAUUACACCUUCCACUCUCAGGCCCUGUACCACAGCUUAAUCUUCUUAAGCCCCACUGUGGAUUUUAUGAACUUUUGGGAGGUGCUUUGGAUUGUGGGAGUCACAGACUUCAUUCUGAAAUUCCUCUUCAUGGGCUUGAAGUGCUUUAUUCUCCUGGUGCCUUCUUUUAUCAUGUCCUUUAAAUCCAAGGGCUACUGGUACAUGCUGUUAGAAGAGCUCUGCCAGUAUUACCGUAUGUUUGUCCCCAUCCCAGUGUGGUGCCGUUACCUCAUGGCCCAUGGGGGGCUGGACACUGCCCUGGGAUGGACCCUUGGCAUCCUGCUGGGCCUCCUCUACCUCAUCCUCAAGCUUUUGAGCUUUUUUGGACAAUGGAAGAACUUCAGGCAGGUCUUACGGAUAUUUUUUACACGCCCACACUAUGGGGUGCCAGCCAGCAAGAGACAGUGCUCUGAAUCUGAUGAUAUUUGUUCCAUUUGCCAAGCUGAAUUUCAGAAGCCUAUUCUGCUGAUCUGUCAGCACAUAUUUUGUGAAGAAUGCAUCUCUUUAUGGUUUAAUAGAGAAAAAACCUGUCCACUCUGCAGAACUGUUAUUUCAGACCAUGUUAACAAGUGGAAGGAUGGAGCCACAUCUAUGCAUCUCCAGAUUUUCUAAAGCUUGUCAAACAACUUGGGUUCCAGUUUGUUUGUUCACACUAAGGUUUUUCAGUUUACUGCACAUUAAACUGUAGGUGGCACAAGGAAAGUUUCCAAAUUCCCCAUACCAUGUAUUUAAAACCCUGCAGAAAAUGGCAACUUGACCUUUUCUAAGUAGAGAAAACUUUUCAGAAUGAAUGCAGAAAAAGCCAGCAUUGCUUCUCUUGUGAUUCUCAUAGGAAACAGACAAAUCCUUGAAAUGUGCUGCAUUUCUUAAUUCAACAUUUUCUUUUAGAGGUUCAGUAGGGUUCCAGACUGUACUAAACUCUAUUUAUCCUUCUAACACAACUCAAGCCAAAAGGUCAACAUGCUGAUUUUAUUAAGAUUAUGAGCAAAUUUUAUCCUCUGGACUGCAGUGAGAAUUAGAGCUGCUUGUCACUCCUGGCAUUAAAGAUCUUUCAUGCUGCCCAGUAAAUGAGAGAAAUGAGAUUUCUAAUGCACCUGGAACAGCAACUAUUUCUCACUGCACCUGUAGAUAAGCACAAGAAUAAGAUAUUUCCCCUUUAGGUUCUUGUAGGCUUCUAAUGGAUCCUUGGCUUCAUCUUUUGGCUUUAAACCAACCACUGAUGUUAGGUUUUUACUCAGCAUUUUAUAAAGCUGGUAUUUUUAAAAGAAAUCUUUAAUACUAUAUUUUUGUCAUAACAGGAGCCAGAUUUUCUUACAGGGGAGAAUCUAUUUUAUACUCUAUUUGCAAUUUGUAGUUUGCAUAAAAAUCAGAGAGAAUAAAUGCAUUUGAAU